Messenger RNA from Tachysurus fulvidraco (yellow catfish), 1154 nucleotides. Its product is annotated as keratin, type I cytoskeletal 13-like. The record is from RefSeq and is a predicted model, not a curated record. Gene Ontology annotation, molecular function: structural molecule activity. Lineage: Eukaryota; Metazoa; Chordata; Actinopteri; Siluriformes; Bagridae. The transcript has 8 exons. Bases 55 to 1092 code for a protein of 345 amino acids.
GGAGGUGGUGCUGGAGAAGCAGACUCUAGCAUCAUCGGCAAUGAAAAGUUCACCAUGCAGAACCUCAAUGACCGUCUGGCCUCCUACCUGGAAAAGGUUCGCUCACUAGAGAAAGCCAAUGCAGACCUCGAGCUCAAGAUACACCAGUUCCUAGACAGCAAGUCCUCCCCUACUGCACAGGACUACUCUGGUUCCUUGACUACAAUCAGUGAACUUCAAGCUAAGAUUCUGGAUGUCAUCCAGUUGAAGGGUACAGUCCACCUUAGCAUCGACAAUGCCAGUUUGGCUGCGGAUGACUUCAGGAUAAAGUAUGAGAAUGAGUUGGCCAUGCGUCAGUCUGUUGAGGCUGAUAUCGCUGGACUGAAGAGGUUGCUGGAUGAUUUAAACCUGACCAAGAAAGAUCUCACCCUGCAGAUUGAGGCCCUGACUGAGGAGCUGGUCUUCCUCAAGAAGAACCAUGAGGAGGAGCUGCUAGCAGCACGUAGCCAGAUGAGUGGGCAGAUUCAUGUUGAGGUUGAUGCUGCACCACAGCAAGAUCUCACCAGUGUCAUGGCAGAAAUCCGUGAGCACUAUGAAGCCGUUGCUGCCAAGAGCCAGAAGGAGCUUGAGGGCUGGUUCCAGAAAAAUUCUGAGAGCCUGAAGCAGGAAGUUGCUGCCAGCACUGAGACACUGGCUGUCUCCAAAACAGAAGUGAACAGCGUGAAGGGGACAUCACAGUCUUUGGAAAUUGAGCUCCAGUCUCUGUUGGCCAUGAAAGCCUCCCUUGAGGGAACACUCUCUGAGACUCAAGCCCGUUAUGCCAUGCAGUUAUCUGGAUACCAAGUGCAGGUGACAAGUAUGGAGGAGCAGCUGGUGCAGCUUCGUGCUGAUCUGGAGCGUCAGUCUCAGGAGUAUCAGAUGCUGCUGGACAUCAAGACCAGACUGGAGCUGGAGAUCGCAGAGUACAGGAGACUGCUGGAUGCUGAGGCCAGCAGCAGUGCCUCGAUUUCCUCCACCAAGAGCUCCACCACCAAAACUGCAAUCAUCACAGUGGUGGAAGAGGUGGUGGAUGGGAAGGUCGUCUCAACCUCCUCUACAUCUGUAACCAAGUAGUAAAGGAGAAACUGGAAAUGUUUUUAUUGAAGUAUAAUUCAACCAGCAUUUCUGUUUAAAAA